Molecule: messenger RNA, 1221 nt
Organism: Exserohilum turcica Et28A
Lineage: Eukaryota; Fungi; Ascomycota; Dothideomycetes; Pleosporales; Pleosporaceae
Exons: 5
Coding region: 1-1221 (406 amino acids)
Biological process (GO): acyl-CoA metabolic process
Cellular component (GO): mitochondrion
Molecular function (GO): fatty acyl-CoA hydrolase activity
Source: RefSeq, a predicted model, not a curated record
AUGCAUGUCGUGUCCACGGUGUACCCAGAAGGCUCCAGAAGCAAGAGUUUCAAGACAUUGAAUUGGCGUAAGCUGCGCAAUCGCAUGGAUGAUAGCUACCAUGCAGUCAUUCUGCCACUAGCCCAAGACCCAUGGUUACUCGACACAUAUCUCAAUUCAUCGGGGCAUAUACGUCUUGGGACCAUUUUCAUGGAUCUCGAUGCGCUUUCUGGUGUCAUUGCAUACAAGCACACAGGCGAGGAUGUCACGACUGUUACGGCAAGCUGUGAUCGAAUCACCAUCCACUCCCCUCUAACUGAAAUAUGCGACCUGGAGCUCUCUGGCCGCGUUACCUACGCGUCGGGCAGGAGUAGCCUGGAAAUUACCAUGCAGGUUGCCAAGGCGCCCAAAAAGGGCGAGAAGCGCAAGGACAAGGACAUCCUUAUCAAUUGCACAUUUACAAUGGUUUCGCUGGAUCCCGUUACGAAGAAGCCGGUAAAUGUCAACCCGCUGGAGAUUGUAACGGAUGAUGAGAGAAGCAUCUAUGCGCUGGGCGAACGCAAUUCACAAGUGCGAAAAGAACGCCGCGAAACUUCGCUUCUUAAGCAUACACCGAACGAUCUCGAGAGCGAUCUCAUCCACGCCUUUUGGCAGAAACAGUUGCAAUACCAUGACCCAUAUAACGAGCUUCGCAGACCCGACAACGUGAUACCCAUGGAUGCGACGCGUCUUCAAACUGCAACCAUCAUGCAGCCCCAAUACCGCAACAGACACCACUUUAUGAUUUUCGGUGGUUUCCUGCUCAAGCAAACGUUUGAGCUCGCCUUUACGACGGCGGCGGCCUUUGCCCACGCCCGCCCGACGUUUGUGUCACUCGACCCAUCGACGUUCCAGAACCCUGUGCCUGUAGGCAGCAUACUGUACCUGACGGCAACGGUAGUGUACACGGACCCGCCGCUGAUUGGAGCUCCAGGCGAGGAAUUCGACGACCAUUCCGAAUACACAAGGGUGCAAAUCAGGGUUGACUCCAAGGUGCGGGAUGUGGAGCACGGGCGGUCCAAGCCAACAGGGCAGUUCAACUACACGUUCACGGUGCCCAAGAACAUCCGGGUCAUGCCCAGCACAUACCAGGAGUUUAUGAUGUACAUUGAUGCGAGGAGGCGAGCAGAGCAGGUCCGGCAGACGCUAGACCAAGGGUACACGGCGAGCCCCAAGACGGCCGAGGACAGUCUUACGGAAUAA